Messenger RNA from Rosa rugosa (rugosa rose), 1794 nucleotides. RefSeq lists its product as uncharacterized. Lineage: Eukaryota; Viridiplantae; Streptophyta; Magnoliopsida; Rosales; Rosaceae. The coding region runs from base 1 to 1794 and encodes 597 amino acids. The record is from RefSeq and is a predicted model, not a curated record. The transcript is spliced from 5 exons.
AUGCCAGAAAAAGGUCAGUUGGUCCCAAAGACUUCUGAGGGUGCAUAUCAGUCCGACUUUGUCCAGCAGUUUUUUUCAAACACAGCGAGAAUUAACAAGAGAGCCGUGGAGAAAGCUCUGCAAGAUGCGCUCAAGGACAAUCCAACAACAGAGGAAGGGAUUGAGAAGAAGGACAAAAAUGUGCAUUGGUUCUGUCAAAAGACUGGAAAAAUCAAGCCAAUAUCUGGAAGGGAGAACGAAGAUCAUGGGAUGAGAAAAUGGGACAUCCAGAAGCUGAUACAGAAUUGGACAAGUUUUAACAGCUUGAAAAAACUAGAGAAAAUCUUUGAAAACCUGAAGGAGGAUAGAGAGGAAUCAGAAUCCGAGGAAGAGGAGAAUAGAUCAGAUGAAGCAAAGACAGUUCCGGAAGGAGAGGAAAAAGGAGCUGAUGAUCAGAAUUGUGAAAACGAAGAAGAUAACCUACAAGUUGAGGUGGCUGAACAGGAAACAACUUCAGAAAAAAACAAGUGGGAGAAAGAGCUUCAGAAAAAGGAGGAGGAGAUAAGAUAUAUGACUGUGGAGAAAGAUAAUUUGAAGAAAAAACUGAACGAAAAGGAACAGGAACUAAGGAAAAUCACGGAGGACAUGGUGAAUCUGGAGGAACGAAAUGCUACACUUGUGACCGAGAAUUUCUGCCUUGCAUCAUCGGUGAAGGAGUUAGAGAUAAAAUUGAAGGAAUUGGAGCAAAUGUUGAGCCCAAAGACUCACACAUCAACAGCAGCUCAGCAGCACAGCUCCCCACCACCUAACUCAGCAGAAGAAAACACAGAAAAGAAAGAUCAAUCGACUGUUGAGGAAAGUCAGUCCCAAGGGAUCUGCACAGUCGAAGAAUCUGUAGCAGCAGCAGCUCAAUCUCCACCUCACUGCACAGUGGCAGAAGAAACUCAAUCGACACCUCCAUCACACAAGGACUCACAGUUCCAGAGCCCCACAGUCCACAUGCUCACAGUGGCGGAAAUGGAACAACAAGCUGACAUGUUUCAGAUAGUGAAAAGUCCUAUAGUUGAAGAAGAAUCUCAACUUCGUACGUUGAGCAUAGAGAAAGAGAAGAAGACACCAGAGCAGAGCAAAAAGGGCCAGUUAACAAUGCACCUUACACAGCAACAUUCUGGUGAAACGGUAUCAUCAAUGGGUCUCUACUCUUACGUUGUGAGAUUAAAGAAUAGGAGAAGAACACAGAAAAAGGACAACAUUUACUGGUGGGGGGAUGUGAAAGCAAAACGACAGAAGAAAGCAAAGGAGAUUGAAGAGAGAUUGAAAGAGGCUGAAAAGAAAGAAAAAGAAGAAAAAGAAAAGGAGAUGAAGGCCUCACUGCCAGAUGCUGAACGUAAAAGGCUAGAACAGAUGGUAGCACAACAGAAGUUGGACGAUGUACCAGAGGAUGUUCGGGAAGCAAUAAGACAGAUGGACGCUGCAGAAAAUGCACAAAUCAAUAAAGAGCAAGAAGAGAAGCAGCUACCUCCUGAGGUCGUAGACUGGGAGGAGAGCAAAGUAUACAAUUUUAUGGACCAGGACACCAAGAGGAGAGUCCAGAAAUACUGGCAAAAUGCACCAUCAGGAGUAUACUUCUGGGAUGGAAGACAGUAUGGAGCACAGGUUUCAAGACAGGAUUUAAAAGACAUGAUCAUGGACGAACCGAUAGCAAGCAAUUGCAUCGAAUGUUAUGGAAUUCUCUUGACUGAUCAGCUGUUGGAGAAAGAAUCACAAGACUUGGAUGUCCCAACUUUUAUGAAUCCCUUAUGCUGGAAAAUUUGA